Peromyscus maniculatus bairdii (prairie deer mouse) is the source of this 2674-nucleotide messenger RNA. RefSeq names its product leucine rich repeat containing 34 (gene Lrrc34). Lineage: Eukaryota; Metazoa; Chordata; Mammalia; Rodentia; Cricetidae. Gene Ontology annotation, molecular function: protein binding. The record is from RefSeq and is a predicted model, not a curated record.
CAUGGGAGCGACUCGGGUUGCUGGCCUGGUAAUGGUCCCAGCCCGGUGAGGACCCAGGCGCACUCUGCAGAGAAAGCCCAGCCACAACCUUCCUCUUCAGUCAGUGGUCGGACCUGCGGGGCGAGCUGGGUAAGGGGUACCCGGCCCUGCAGCUGCAGGCCAACCGAAGGACGGCGGAUCCCAUCUGCAGAAGCCCCAGCUCCCGCGUCUAUGGACGCCCUCCAGGAACAGUACAGUCAGCUUUGUUCAGAAAAUGUACGGAAAACUAAUCCUUAUAUACUGCAUAUACUACAAAAACUGGAUGAAGAAAUUAAAAAGAGACCAGAAGGAGGAAUCACAUUAAAUGUUGCUGGUAACAAUCACUUAGUCCCAGUACAAAAAGUAACAGGUGAAGAUUUUUGGCUUCUUACCAAAGUUUUAAAGAACCAGUUACGUAUCCACGGUCUGGAUGUGAGGUAUAACAGCAUAAGUGAUGUUGGUGCCUACUACGCUUCGAAACUGCUUCAGAAACAGCCAAAUAUCACUUACUUAAACCUUAUGUUUAAUGAUAUUGGACCUGAAGGUGGAGAAUUGAUUGCUAAAGCAUUGCAUAAAAACAAAACUCUCAAAUACUUGAGAAUGACUGGAAAUAAGAUUGAAAAUACAGGCGGCAUGGUUUUUGCUGCAAUGCUGCAGAUAAACGCAUCCCUGGAGAAACUGGAUCUGGGCGACUGUGACCUGGGACUGCAAAGUGUGAUAGCAUUUUCUACAGUACUGACUCAAAACCAAGCAAUCAAGGGGAUAAACCUGAACCGACCUAUACUGUAUGGAGAACAGGAAGAGUCUACAGUUCACAUGGGCCACAUGUUGAAAGAAAAUCACUCCCUUGUUGAACUGCAUAUGUGUAAACAUGGCAUAAAAAAUUUUGGUAUGCAACAGCUGUGCAACGCGCUGUUUCUGAACAGCAGCCUACGCUACCUUGAUGUCAGCUGCAAUAAAAUAACUCGUGAUGGAAUGGUGUAUUUGGCUGAUGUACUGAAAAGCAAUACUACCCUGGAAGUAAUAGAUCUUUCUUUUAACAGAAUAGAAAACGCAGGCGCAAAGUACCUCAGUGAAACUCUAACUUCCCACAACAGGAGUCUUAAAGCAUUGUCUGUAGUCAGCAACAAGAUAGAGGGAGAAGGGCUGGUUGCCCUUUCACAGUCAAUGAAAACAAACCUCAUAUUAUCUCAUAUCUACAUUUGGGGGAACAAAUUUGAUGAUGCUACGUGUGUGGCAUAUUCAGAUUUGAUGAAGAGUGGCCGGCUAAAGCCAGAUAACACAGAUGUGGAACCAUAUGUGGUGGAUGGACAUGUCUACCUUGCAGAAGUCUCCAAUGGUCUUAAAAGGCAUUAUUACUGGACGCCAACUUAUGGAGAGGCUUAUGACCAUGCAUCUACUGCAGGCUUUGCUCUUGUUCCAGUCGGCCAACAUCUAUAAGAAACAAGCUUGAAUAGUUUUCACACAUUUGUCUCAUCAUUUUUAGAGACUAAUAUUUUAUAGUCUAUUUUUCCUUUAUAAAUUAGAACAAGUUUUUUUUUAAUCAAAUUUGUUAAAACUUUGUGUACUUGCCCCUUGUUGAGAAAAAACUGAUUCUUAAUAUAGACUACACUGUCAACCCUGAAGAAACCAUGGGACCACUCUAAUUCUUUUUAUAAUGAAAAACAAGUAACAAACACAAAAAACACAGACAGUGGAGUAACAAGCAAAGGUCACAACAGACAUCUUAACCAAAUGGUAUAGUAGAAAGGAUGCAGCUGGGAAAUUUCCCGAGGAUUUCAGAUUUCCAAGUUUAAAGUUCCAAAGUAUUCCACAUAGACUUUUAGGCAUUGCAGACAGGUGUUAGUACCAAUAACACAAGAAAAUAAAAAGUUUUCUUGCAUAGACAGUGACUAUCCUGAGUUUAUACACCCUUUCUGUGUCUGGCUCUUGUUCACUCAAUAUUAGUGCAAUUCACUCAUGUUAUUCAUUGCAGCUGCAGUCCAUUUCUUAUUGCCUUGAAGUAGUAGUCCAUCCUACGCUGAGGAAGAACCCACAGGAGUCUGUAGAGAUGGUCUUUCAGGAUUAGAUAUUCAAGCAUCCCUUAGCAAUGCAGUUGGCUUUCGUGGGUCUCAGUCUACUCCUGUGUGCUACAGUAGGGCCAAAUGUUUACAUAUUCUUACAAGGGGGGGUGUAGCAGGUAAGAUAGAAAGGGACAGCAAAUAAGUCUGCCUGAGCUUGCAGUGGGAGGUAUAUGAUCAACCUGUAUUUGGAACUAUUCUGGGCUACUAAAGAUGGAGCCUUAAUGAGCUGUCCACACAUAACUGCGGUCAGGCCAGUUCAGUGGACAAGUACUGGUUCUAACAAGGAAGCAGUUAUUUUUUAGGGAAGGUUUGAUAAUGCAGUUUUACAGGUCCUUGUUUACUGCCUCAGAGGCCAGCAGAAUGCUCAGACACAUUUAUUCUGAUGCUUUUAUGUCAUUUAGUUCCCUCUAUACAUCUGGAUACCAUCUGAGAGAUAAGGUAGAAAGCAUUCUUCCAAAAGAUGAGCAGGCUAAGAAGCUGUUUUCCACUAGACUUAUCCUUACUCAGGCAAGGACUCGAGGAGACAUAUAAGUUCUGUGGGAGAACUCCACUUCCUCUGUACAUCUUACACUGAAUAAAAUUACAACAUUUUA